Ostrinia nubilalis (European corn borer) is the source of this 6722-nucleotide messenger RNA. RefSeq names its product E3 ubiquitin-protein ligase RBBP6 (gene srl). The coding region runs from base 197 to 4903 and encodes 1568 amino acids. The record is from RefSeq and is a predicted model, not a curated record. The transcript is spliced from 8 exons. Gene Ontology annotation, cellular component: nucleus. Gene Ontology annotation, biological process: positive regulation of transcription by RNA polymerase II. Gene Ontology annotation, molecular function: transcription factor binding; RNA binding. Lineage: Eukaryota; Metazoa; Arthropoda; Insecta; Lepidoptera; Crambidae.
CGUGAAGUUCGUAACAUGUGAUGUUUCGUAAAGUGUUAAUUUUUUACGAAAAACAAUUUUAAAUGAACUGUGCUGUGUUAAAAUGUGCCGAAAAACUUAUAUGUGAGAGUGGUUUGUGUAGUGAAUAGUGCUAAAUUGUUAAAAGUUCGUGAAUAAAAAUUACAUGGAUAAAGCCGUCACUUGAGGUUGUAAAGCCAUGGAAUCUCACAUUAUGAAUGUGCCCUACCACCAAAGCAGAUACAGGCCCAUAGGGCACAAGAUCAUGAGAGCCACAAGCGAGUCCUCAGAGGAUCAAAAUAGUCCAGAAUAUGUCCGGCCACAGCCCCGGUAUGAGCCGAGGCAUUACGAGGAGGAAUGUGAAGAGCCAGAUUGGAGCAUAAACAACCAACAAGCUGUGGUUGUUGACCCAACAAGGCAAGACUCAAGCUCCGAAGAUGAGAAUGAGGAACAACUUGAAAUCGAGGAAGUUCAAGUUGACAUGAACAGAUCAGACCCAGGUAUUCUUCAACUGGCGGUGUCCAAUAAUUCACUAGUAGAAGGACGAGACUAUGAAAUCAUCCAAGUAUACGCAGUACAUCCAGAUUUAGAUCUUGAUUCAGACGAGGAUGAACAAAGCAACUACGGCAUACAGGACAAAUCCUCAGAUGUAGAAUAUGUCAAUAUUGACGAUGUUCAAGGAGAGGAGAACACAGAAAACUACCAAGAUGGAAUUAGUAUCGAUAUUGACGGUCCAGUAGUUUCAAACGUAGAUGAAUAUUUUAUCAAAAAUAACGAUAACAUACUGGAGGUAAAAGAUGAACCAGUGGUUCAAGAUGUUGAUGAGUAUUUCAUCAAAGAAGAAAAAGCGCCACCCACAAUUCCAUAUGUUGACGACUUUUUUAUAAAGCACAAAGUUCCAGAAGAAGAUAGCACGGUCUUCCGCAUUGAGAAACAAACUCUGAAAACAGAAGAACUUUUCCCGACAGUCACUAAAAAAGAGGAACCAGUGCAAGAGGAACAAAUGGAUCACGAUCCGAUUAACGAAUCGGAUUUAGAAGUGUUGCCAAACAUUGAAGAAUUGAAAAACUUUCUGUUUGACAUGAAUUACUCCAAACUGAAAAAUGGGCAAAGGUCACUGUCUGUUCCACAUUCACCUAUGAAUAUUUGUAUGGAUGUAGAUGAUGCCAAAACGUGCUUGAGCUUCGAAGAUCUGAACCUCGAUCUUUCUGAUCUUGCCUUUGACGAUAAAGAUAAAUCUGACGUCAGCGCUGGCAAAAGUGACGAUAUUCCGCGCACACUGACCGAAGAAGAUAUCAACAGCUUUUUAAUAACAAGCAAACCUGAAAAAUCGGGUGCCAAUGCUGUCAUUAAGAACGAGGAUGAUCUCAGCCCAGUUGAUAUGGAUAUGGACAGGCCAGUUGAGUCCUCAAUACCCACUACAAAACCGCCAGUUGUUAAGAAGUUUACAAACUACCGUCCAAAACGCUCGUCGACACCUAUAUCUGAACCUAACGUCCUUGACUAUUGCGUGGAAAAGUCGGUGAAGAAAGAAAUCCCUGACAUCAAGACUGAGUGUGACGAUUUCGUCGAUGUAGAGUCCUGCAAUGAUACAGUCAUCCCCGUUUUAGAAGCGAACAAUUUGAACUCGCUCCUAGAGCAGUUCGAAGCCACUGAAAAGCUCAACACAAAAUCAAAAAAGUCUUCCUCAAAACCUGAUGAUAAAAUCAAGGGUUCCAGCAAAAGCCUCACGAACGGGAUGCGACAGCAAGAUGCAGGGGUCCAGUUGAACAAGACGAAGAUGCGACAAAUACUGAUGCCGACGACUGUUAAAACUGCGGUCAAACGGUCGCCAAGUCCUGUUCAAUCUGAUCACGACUACUGCACAUCGAAGAAACGGCACAGCCUUCCCAACCUGAAGGGAGGACAAAGCUUGCUAAAACCUGAAGUGCUUUCCAGCAACAAUAGGAUCCUUAGUUCUAGGCAUAGGUCGUGUAAAAACAAAAAGAUAGACUAUAACCUAAGCAGUGACGAAGAAAGUGAUAAGUGUUCAAAGAACAAAAAAGUGAAUAAAGACGAUAGUGACGUUAAAUCAAAAAAGUGUGUUAAACAACCAGUGAAACCGCUAGCACAGUCAACGUGCCGGAAAAAACUUUCGCCUCCGCACAGUGCGACAAACGACACUAAUAAAGGAAUUUCUGUGAUUAAAAGUGCUUGUAAAGCAGAAAGUGAUAAAUCAAGUCAAAAUUCUAAUGGUAGCAUUAAAUUAACUAUUAUUAAUAAAUCAGCAGUCAUACUGAAUUCCUGUGAUGUUAAAGACUCUCAGAAAAAUAACAAAGUAGGUGAUAAGCAAAAGAAUGUUACGAGUGAUAAACACAGUAGUGUUAAAUCUAAGUCGGUUAAAGAAGUCAAAGACAAAGAUGUAGAUAGCAAUAAAUCCAAGAGUGUAAAUAUUAAACAAAGUCCUCCUGUUGUAGUUAAAGAAGAGCCCCGUCCAAAAGAGGACAACUUUUAUACAGCUCUCUUUCCAAACAAACAUGACGUCCAAAUACCACAUGCUAUGGUGAAGAAGGAAGAAAAAAGGCCUUUUGAUGAAGAAUUGCAACGAAUAUCAGAGAUAACGUGCAAAAAAGAAUCCGAACAGCCAGUUAGAAAGAGGAAACUUAAUCUUCAGGAAUAUAAGCUGAGGAGAGGAGUCAGCUCCAACGCAAGUUCCACCACUGUUAGUCCAGAAGCCAUAUUCCCGGAUAUGCCACACUUAGACAAGAACUUGAAAGCUUUGGUUCCGUCUAAACCACGCGUUGUAGAACCAGAGGCUCCAAAGGUUAUAUUUGACCCAAUCCGCGAAGCUUCUAGAAAGAUAUUGAUGAACACCAAAAAACAGAAAGCCGAGGCAAUGAGGAAACGUGACGAAGAUAUCGUGAUGAGCAAAAUUCCGAAAGUAGAGAAUUUGCAACUACAGCCGCUAAUCAGCGAUGCUGAGAUGAUGAAGAUUGUAGGCAUGGCGCCCGCGGAAUGUUUGCCACUGCCUAUCCCAGAGAAGCCCCAGGCACUCGCGGAUUACGAGGAAAUCAUACUUGUCAGUGUAGGAAUAAACACAGAUGAACAAGUAUUUAAAGACUUACUCCCUCCUUCACCACCUCCAGUUAAAAGAAAAUCGAAGUCGCCUCCAUGUGACGCCAAAAUUAACUUUAAAAUAAAAAAAUCUGACCACAUCCUAAAACAAAACGUUUUCGAUAGCGUAAAACAUGAGAAACGUAGCCCAACGGAUGACAAAAAGCACGGCACUAGAAUCGAUAAAGAACGAUACAAAGACAUAACGGCUGCCUUGAAAAGUGUCGAGAAACAAGUGGACACGAAAAUUUCCAGCAAUUCACUUUUCGCUAGCAUUCAAGAUGUUGUUAUGAAAAAGGCGCCAGAAGAAAGUGAGUCUAAACAGCUGAAAUUGGCGUCUCCAACAGAAAAACGUGUUCCGUUAAAAUAUAAUAAGACUACCAUUGUACGUGAUUAUGACCCACAAGCAGAGCACGGCGAAGACAAAGUGAUUCUACAUUUGGGCAAAGGCCGAAGUAAACCUACGUCAUGCAGCAUAGUAACUCAGACAGAAGUCACAGCAUGCACAGAAUUAACAGCGCUGACAGCUAACAUGAGCAUUUCCCAGGAAAUACCAAAACAAAGGAGGACUAGAAAACGCAAUGAUAGCGACAUGUCGAUGUCCAGCGAAGGUAGUCCAGUUAGGCCGUGCAAAGUAGCUAAAGCUGAGGAAAAAGUAGUGGUCAAACAGAAAGAAACGCGCACAGAGAAGCGUUCACAGUCGAAGGAAAAGCGCUCGAGGUCGAAAGAUCGCUAUGAAUCUAAAUACAGGAGGCGUUCGCGGUCUCACAGUCGUAGGAGACGACGAUCGCACAGCCGAAGCAGGUCUCGCUCGCGCGGUCGCUACAGGCGGUAUAGGCGUUCCGACUCGCCUUACAAGAGGAAAAGGCGGUCGCGAUCGCCGUACCGCAGGCGCUCGCCGUCGCCGCGUCGCUCGUCGUCGUCGCGUCGGUCCCCAUCGAGUCGUCGGUCCCCAUCGAGUCGUCGGUCCCCAUCGAGUCGUCGGUCCGCUAACGAUCGCCGGUCACCAGUUCGCCGAUCGCCUACUCCUCGUCGCUCGCCGUCCGUGCGACGCGAACACCGCCGCUCCCGAUCUCGCUCAAGACAAACGGAUCCGAAAAGAUCAAAAAGCCCCGUAGUUAAAAAAACAAAACUCAGCCCGCAGAUCUCGUUGGAUAAAACCAACGGGAACGAUAGGAAGGCGCCUAAAUCCAUGACCCCGCCUUUGAGGAAGCCGACUGUCUCGGAAAGCUCCGAUUCGUCCACAAGCUCUUCUUCAUCGUCGUCGUCAUCUUCGUCAUCCAGUUCGGAGGACUCGAUGGAUUCAGGGCGCUCGUGCAGCCCUUACAAGCGGGAUGAUUACAGGACAAAGUACCGCAGCUUCAGCUCUGAAGACAGAGAGAGCAACACGCCCGUGGAAGAGAGACGGAUAGUGUUCGUGGGCAAACUUGAGAAGGAUAUAACAAAGGUGGCGCUGCGGUCGCUUUUCUCUAAGUUCGGGCACGUUAUGGAAGUGCGCCUUCAUAGCAAGGAGGAUGGUACCCGCUACGGAUUCGUGACGUAUCAACGCGCCCGCGACGCGUGGUCGGCAGUGGAGGCGGCUAGCACGUUCCCGCAGUAUGACGUCGGCUUUGGAGGCAGGAGGGCUUUCUGCAGGCAGAGCUAUGCGGAUCUUGACGGCUUAGAAGCUAAAUACACCGAAAGCGCCUUCCACGGGCAGGCGGCGUUGCCAGCUCGCCGCACCGACGACAUGUCGUUCGAGCAAAUGCUGCUCGAAAUGAAGAAGAAACUCAGCCAACGCAAGGGCGAGAAGAAACGGGACGACAAACCUUGACGGUGGCUGUGCCCCGCCAUCCUAAACUUCGCCGUCCAUUGCCUACGGCUGACGCUCGGGUGAGUGCAAUGACACUGACAGCUGUCAAAGUGACAGCCGUCAAACUGACAGCUGCUAAACUGACAGAUGUCAAUGCGUACGCCGACCUCGAGAAUUUUGCUCACACAGUGUACCUUCUUUUUUAUUCCUUUAGAAUAAUUUUUAGUACAUUCUCCUUUCCUUUUAGUUUAGUCGGAUUACCUCAAUGUAAAUAAUAUUAUUAGUUUGUACAAUUUUGUGUAGAUUUUUUUUGUGCGUUGUUAUGUAUAACUAUUAACACUACCUCUUAUGAUUUUCGACAGUAGUUGUGAAUUGACCGAACGGCGGUCGGCACUGCCAUCGUUUUCGUAUCAACAAAACGGAACAAAACUUGAUAUUUGUUCCAACGAUUUAUCAUUAAGGAGAAUCCUAUAACUUUACACGUUUGGAAGAUUAUUGAAGAGGCUUUACUGUAAUUUUAGUAGCUGUAAAUUUAGUGCGAGGAAAAGUAACGACCAGAGAAAUUAUGGUGCUUGAAAGACUUAAAAGGUAUUAAAAUCGUAAAUUAGAAUCAUGUAGGACCAUUGAUCUAUUUUAUUUGAUUAAAAACCUUCUUGAGUUUUAUAUUUUAUGGCUCUGGUCUCCGUUUCUUUUUUUAGUCGACUUCAGACUGCUGUGUUACCAUGCUUAAAUAUUUCGUUGUAUAAUAUUAUUGCAAUAUGUAAAUAUUUUGUAUGUAAGGAAAUUUAAAUAAGUAAACAAAAAUUAGUGGUAACUGGUGUUUAACGUUAAGUUUUAGUAGCCAUUUUGUUUUCUGCUACGGAUGUGACGACAGAGAUAUUUUUUAAAUAAAUCCUUCAUCACUUAGUUGAUCAAUUAAUAAAAACUGGCUGAUUUCGUUUUAACUAUCGCUUACAUUUAAAUUAAAACGCAAAAAAAAGAAAAUAUUUUUUACGCAAUUUAAAGAAAUCAUUGUUACAAUCGUACAAAUGAUUCAAAAAAAAGUUAUAUAGAUUUAGAUAUAUUAUUAUGCUAAAAUCAUGCACAAUUUGUUGACUGCAAAAUUGGUUAUGUAAUUUUUUAUAAUUUUAUAAAAAAAAACUUCAAAAUCUUAUAGAUCAAGUGCUGAGGGUCAUAAAUAGUUUAUUAAAAAUAACUCAAAAUAAAAACAAUGUAUAACUAAAACUAAUAAUUGUUACACUAAAACAAAACGUGUCAAUUAUAAAGGUUUGUAAGAAAUUAAAAUAUAUUUAUGCAAAAUAUAUUAUUUAGAAUUGACCUCGAGUACUAAUCUCCAAGUUUUUAAGAAAGUAAAUACUUUUUAUUCUCUAACUCAACAUCAAAUUGCUAACCAUAACUUUGUCCUUUUCUAACUUUAGAAGUACGAAAAGGACAGCAAAGUCCAGGGUUGUCCAAAGCAAAAUUAGAGAAUAUAAAAAAAUCGUCAAAAAAUCUUCCAUGAGAUUAAAAAUUACGUGCCAAAUCAGUUUCACUCUGUUCCUAGUGUGUUUCUAACGCACAUAGUUAUAAAUAAUUAGGUCAACUGGGAAUUCUAAGUCCGUCCUUGUCAUUCUUAUGAGGAUGCUGGUAUGUGUGAAAGAGAUGGAAUGAGUUGACCGUUGAAUUGAGCAGGUGCCCACUUUUAAAAAGCAGUAUGGUAUUCUUAGUUAGGUAUAACUAUUCAAAGAUCUACACUUACUUGUUAUAUGUUUUAUGUAAUAACUGUUAGUUUUUUAAAGACAAUAAAUAUUUCUAAGCCCUAAGUUCAAUGCUGCAUUCACUUCCCACUGUACUGUCGAUA